This is a messenger RNA of Cryphonectria parasitica EP155, 1263 nucleotides long. RefSeq lists its product as uncharacterized. The transcript is spliced from 2 exons. NCBI's taxonomy places the organism in Eukaryota, Fungi, Ascomycota, Sordariomycetes, Diaporthales, Cryphonectriaceae. The coding region runs from base 1 to 1263 and encodes 420 amino acids. The record is from RefSeq and is a predicted model, not a curated record.
AUGACAUCUGCCCACCAGCCCGGCACCAGGGACUCCUCAAGGAGCUGGAUCCCGUCCAUCCCCUCUCCCCUCCAGCGCCUGUUCGCCGCCGUGCCCCUCGUCGCCUACCCUCCCAACGAGCUCCCGCGCCGGUCACCCACAUCAAGUGACCUUCCUACUCUCCAUGUCUUCAUCUCCGAGGAGGACGCCGCGAGGGGACGGCCGAGCUUCAACCCCUCGUGUCUGAAGUGGCAGACCUACCUCCGCCUCGCCUCCAUCGAACACAACCUCCAACCCUCCACCAACCACGCCUCCCCGACGGGCUCUCUCCCUUUUCUUCAGGCCGCCCUCCCAUCGACCCCAGAGCACCGCCUCGACGCCCGUCACCUCCUCCCUAUUCCCUCCUCCCGCCUAGACUCGUACGCCAGACAGCACGGCUCGCUCCCCCCUUCUUCUUCUUCCUCCUCCUCCUCCUCCUCCUCCUCCUCCCAGCAGCAGCAACAGCAACAGCCGGUCUCAUCCGCCGCAACAACCCCCGACGCCCGCUACCAUCGGCAACAGGUCUACCAGUCCCUCCUCGAUACCGCCAUCCGCAGCGCCUGGCUCUACACCCUCUACCUCUCCCCUCCCAACGAGCCUGUCCUGCGCAGUCUCUACGUCGACCCAACCUCCCGCUCCCCCCUCGUCCGCCGUGCCCUGCUCACCCAGCUCCGCACUGCCGCCCGCGCCGAGAUUGUCCGCGCCUCUGGGGGCGGUGCGACGACGACAACGAGUGCCGCCGAAGGAGCAGCAGCAGCAGCAGCAGGAGGAGGAGGAGGAGGCUGGUCGCUGUCACUGGGGAGCUUGGGCGGCGGGGACCUGCUCACAUGGGUCUUGGGAGGCAGGCCGGCGGUCGACCCGGCCAAGGUCUACGAGGAUGCGCGAAGAGCGUUCACGGCGCUGGAAGCAGUUCUGUCUGCGGCCGGGGCUGAGGCUGUAGCUGGUACUAGUCCGAGCCCAGAAGAAGAAGAAGAGCUAGAACAUGAAGAAAGAGGACAAGAAGCAGCAGCAACAGGUGGUGCUGCUGCUGGAGGCCCAUGGUUCUUCGGCAGCCCCAACCCGACCCUCUUCGACGCCGCCGUCUUCAGCUACACCUACCUCAUCCUGCACGACGACUACACCCCCGCCGGCACCACCUGGGGGGACGACACGCUGCGGCACAUUGUGCGAGACGACUGCCCGCGUCUGGUGGCACAUGUCGAGAGGAUCUUGGAGCUGGGCUGGGGCUCGCAGGGGAGGGUGUGA